Messenger RNA from Eremomyces bilateralis CBS 781.70, 3047 nucleotides. Its product is annotated as pre-mRNA-splicing factor. The coding region runs from base 236 to 3031 and encodes 931 amino acids. Gene Ontology annotation, molecular function: protein binding. Gene Ontology annotation, biological process: spliceosomal tri-snRNP complex assembly; mRNA splicing, via spliceosome. The transcript has 2 exons. NCBI's taxonomy places the organism in Eukaryota, Fungi, Ascomycota, Dothideomycetes, Eremomycetales, Eremomycetaceae. The record is from RefSeq and is a predicted model, not a curated record. Gene Ontology annotation, cellular component: catalytic step 2 spliceosome; U4/U6 x U5 tri-snRNP complex.
CAUAAGCAGAAUUCCCUCUCAGCCUCCGUCAUCCAAAGUGAGUAUCGCGAUCAACGGAGUACUAAGCGUUCCAUCCCGUACUGGAUCAUUGGUGAAGAAGCUGUAUCACGUGACCACGCGACAUUCAACCUCCAGGAUUCAACUAAUUUGAUGGCAAUCCAUUCUGUUCUUGAUACAUAUGAAUUUCUGAACCGCCACUCGACACAUACAAACACACCCUGUUCGCGACCUCAAUAUGUCCGCGCGGAAAGAUUUCCUGGGCCAGCCGGCUCCCGAGAACUAUGUAGCCGGUCUUGGUCGUGGCGCAACCGGCUUCACGACGCGAUCGGAUCUAGGUCCUGCACGCGAAGGCCCCAGUGAAGAGCAGAUUAAGGAAGCGAUCGCAAAGCGAGCCGCCCAGGUGGGUGCAGCGGCACCAACUGCCUACGGCGCCCCCGACAAGAAACCAGAGGAGAACGACGACAACGAACGAUAUCAGGACCCAGAGAAUGAGGUGGGCUUGUUUGCUAGUGGCACGUACGAUCGGGACGACGAUGAGGCGGAUCGGAUAUACCAGGACGUGGAUGAGAGGAUGAACAAGAGACGGAAGAUCAUUCGGGAAGCACGCGAGAACAAAGAGCGCGAGGAUUUCGAGCGGAACAACCCGAAAAUCCAGCAACAGUUCGCGGAUUUAAAACGAGCGCUGGGAAGCGUCACGGACGAGGAAUGGCAGAGUAUCCCCGAGGUCGGUGACUUGACGGGGAAGAAUCGACGAGCAAAGCAGAAUCUCCGACAACGAUUCUAUGCCGUUCCGGAUACGGUCAUUGCAGCCGCAAGGGAUGCAGGGCAGAUGGAUACGACCAUCGCGGAUGAUGCCCAAGCUGGGGAUGCGCCUGGGGGGGAUAUGACGAAUUUCGUCCAGCUUGGCGCCGCACGUGAGAAGAUGCUUCAAGUCCGGCUCGACAACGCGGUGGAGGCGCCCGGAACGAAGACGGAAUCCGGUACUGCGACGACGAUUGACCCAAAGGGCUACCUCACGAACCUCGUGCAGUCCGAGAUGAAGGCCGGCGAACUGAACAUUGGCGAGAUCCAGCGCGUACGGAAACUCCUGGAGUCCGUCCGGAAGACCAACCCGAAGCACGCACCGGCUUGGGGAGCGUCUGCGAGACUCGAGAAAGUCGCUGGAAACCAGGUGACGGCGAGGAACAUUAUCGCGGAAGGUUGUAAGAGGUGCCCGAAGGAUGUGGACUUGUGGCUCGAGAACAUUGCUUUGAACGAUACACACAACGCCAAGAUCAUCGCGGCGCAGGCAAUUUUGUACAAUGACCGAUCAAUAGACCUCUGGCUGGCGGCGAUGAAUCUCGAAACUGACACGCGAGCGAAGAAGAAGGUUCUACGGCAAGCGCUGGAUAACGUCCCUAUGUCAGCGCGCCUGUGGAAAGAGGCGGUGAACUUGGAGGAAGAUCCGAACCAAGCGAAAAUGCUCCUUGCAGCAGCGACCGAGCAGAUACCGCUUUCGAUCGAAUUGUGGCUCGCUUUGGCCCGACUCGAAACCCCAGAGAAUGCGCAAGUGGUUCUCAACAAGGCGCGAAAGGCGGUCCCUACAAGCCACGAGAUCUGGGUGGCCGCAGGCCGUCUACAAGAGCAAAUGGGCCACCGUGACAUGGUCUACAAAGUCAUGGAGCGUGGUAUCAAAUCUUUAGCGAGAGAAUCGGCGAUGCUGAAACGGGAAGAAUGGAUUGCAGAAGCAGAGAAAUGCGAGGCGGAGGGCGCCGUCCUCACAUGCGGUGCCAUUAUUCGCGAAACCCUUGGCUGGGGUUUGGACGAGGAUGACGACCGGAGAGAGAUAUGGAUGGAAGAUGCGCAGCAUAGCAUCCACCGCGGACGACUUGAAACCCCGCGAGCCAUUUAUGCGUACGCGCUACGGGUAUUCGUGAACAAGAAGUCCGUUUGGCUGGCCGCUGCCGAAUUAGAGCGCUCUCACGGCGCGAAUGAAGAGCUCCUGAAGCUGCUCGAGAAGGGAGUCGAAGCCUGUCCGAACAGCGAGGAGAUGUGGCUGCAGCUGGCAAAAGAGCGGUGGUCGGCAGGGGAGACGGACGAGGCCCGACGCGUUCUGGGAAGGGCGUUCACACAGAACCCAAACAACGAGAACAUCUGGCUGGCGGCGGUGAAGUUGGAGGCCGACAACGACCAGAUCGAGCACGCGCGAGGAUUUCUCGCCGACGCGCGACGCGAAGCCGGUACCGACCGCGUAUGGAUCAAGAGCGUCACGUUCGAACGGGUGCACGGCGACACGGACGCCGCGUUAGAUCUCGUCAGCCAGGGCCUCCAACUCUACCCGAAAGCCGACAAGCUGUGGAUGAUGAAAGGGCAGAUCUACGAAGGCCUCCACCGCGUCCCCGAAGCCCGCCAGGCCUACUCGACCGGCACCCGGGCGUGCUCCCGCUCCGUCCCCCUCUGGCUCCUCGCCUCCCGCCUCGAGGAAAACCAAGGCACCAUCGUCAAGGCGCGCUCGAUCCUCGACCGCGCGCGGCUCGCCGUCCCCCAUAACCCCGAGCUGUGGACUGAGUCCGUCCGCCUGGAGCGCCGCGCCAACGACAUGGACAACGCCCACCGGCUCAUGGCGCAGGCGCUCCAAGAAGCCCCCAGCUCCGGGCUCCUCUGGGGGGAGAAGAUCCUGUACUUCGAGGCGCGCACGAAGCGCAAGACGGCGGCGAAGGAGGCAAUAGAAAAGGUCGGGAACGACCCCGUGCUGUUCGUCACGCUGGCGCGCAUCUUCUGGGCGGAGCGGAAGCUGGAGGUGGCGUCGAAGUGGUUCGAGAAGGCAGUCGUGCUGGACAGCGACCGGGGGGAUACGUGGGCGUGGUACUAUAAGUUCCUACUGCAGCAUGGGACAGAGGAGAAGCGGGCGGAGAUGAUUAGGACGUGCGUGGCGAACGAGCCGAAGCAUGGGGAGGUGUGGCAGCGGGUCGCGAAGGAUCCGGGCAACGCGCAGGUGAAGAACGUGGAGGACAUAUUGAAACUCACGGCGGCGCAGCUGGAGUCGGUGUGAUGUUGCUGGUGGCACG